AUGUCAUUCACAUCCAUCCCAAUCCUCGACCUGGAUCUCUCCAGAGAUCCGGCCACCAAGCCCGAGUUUCUCAAGCAGCUCCGUGAUGCACUCAUGGAAGUCGGCUUCUUGUAUCUAAAAAAUGUAGGCAUUUCACAGGAGUUGUGGGACGAAGUUAUCAGACAAGGCAAGGGCUUCUUCGACAUUCCCCAGGAAGAAAAACUAAAGAUUGAAAUGAAGAAUGCGCCCUCAUUUCUGGGCUACUCUCAGCUCUCUGCGGAAAUCACUGCCGGGGCCAUAGAUCACAGGGAGCAAAUUGACCUCUCAACCGAGCAUGUCCUCCCCGGCCCCGAUGCGCCGCGGUUUUACAACUUGCUCGGUCCCAAUCAGUGGCCCUCAGAAGAAAGCGCGCCGGGAUUCCGAAGCACUUAUACCGAAUACAUGCGCCAAAUGGGCGAAAUCACCAUCUACUUCACCUCGCUGAUUGCCGAGGCGAUUCAACUACCAAAGAACGCUUUUGAGAAGUACUUUGAGGCGGAUCCGCAACACAAGCUCAAGAUUGUCAAGUACCCGGACCUGGCUGAGCUGGGACUUCCAGAGGCCACGAACCACCGAGGUCUGCAGGUCCAAAACGUCCAAGGCAAAUGGAUCGACUGUCCUCCCAUCGACAGAACGCUUGUGGUGGCUAUUGGACAGGGCAUGGAGGCGUUGACUCAGGGCGUCUGCGUCAUCCCCUUCUUCCAAGGUGUAAAGCUGGAUGCGACAUUUGAAGAGCUGGAGACGGUUGGAAUCGGCAAAGUCCCUGAGGAAGUCAAAGAACAGCGCCAACAGAUCGUAGAGAGAAACGGCGGUCGCAUCGAUGAUGUCGAGUUUACAUUCCGAAAAGGCUCCGUAGCUACCACAAUGGGAGAGGCAACUCUGCGUAACAGGGUCAAGAGCCAUCAGGAUGUUGGAGAACGCUGGUAUCCGGAUAUCCUAAAGUCAAUCCUCGAGGAACAAGCACAGGCUGCGCAGAAGCAGCAGGCCCGCAAUGUGCCCAAGCCAGCGGCAGAAGUGGUUCCCACAGCCGUGGAGGCGCACUAA
This is a messenger RNA of Trichoderma breve, 1062 nucleotides long. RefSeq lists its product as uncharacterized. The record is from RefSeq and is a predicted model, not a curated record. The coding region runs from base 1 to 1062 and encodes 353 amino acids. NCBI's taxonomy places the organism in Eukaryota, Fungi, Ascomycota, Sordariomycetes, Hypocreales, Hypocreaceae. The transcript is spliced from 4 exons.